Messenger RNA from Raphanus sativus (radish), 3125 nucleotides. Its product is annotated as chaperone protein ClpD, chloroplastic. Gene Ontology annotation, biological process: cellular response to heat. The transcript has 12 exons. The coding region runs from base 130 to 2931 and encodes 933 amino acids. NCBI's taxonomy places the organism in Eukaryota, Viridiplantae, Streptophyta, Magnoliopsida, Brassicales, Brassicaceae. Gene Ontology annotation, cellular component: cytoplasm. Gene Ontology annotation, molecular function: ATP binding; ATP hydrolysis activity. The record is from RefSeq and is a predicted model, not a curated record.
AUAAUAACUAAAAAAGAAAACAUUGCCGUGACGUCUCAGCUUACUUUUUGCUUCCUUUUCUCUAAAUAAUAAUAAUCUCACACCAUUUUUGGCACAAAUCGGAGAUUUUUCUCACCGACGAAGACGAUCAUGGAAGUCUUAUCUACUUCCACCUCGCCGCCUCUAACGCUCCACUCCCGCCGUCUCCCCUCUCCUUCCUCUCCCGUCACGACUUUCGCCGCUUCUUCCCUCUCCUCUUUCUCCUCCUCCUCCUACCUCGGAAUCUCCCUCUCCAACCGCACGAUCCGCCGCCUCACUCCAACAAACUCCCGCCACAAGAAACGAAACAAACAACUCCCCCCGAUCUCCGCCGUUUUCGAGCGGUUCACGGAGCGAGCCAUCAGAGCCAUCAUCUUCUCCCAGAAGGAAGCCAAGUCGCUGGGGAAAGACAUGGUCUACCCUCAGCACAUCCUCCUCGGCCUCAUCGCCGAGGAUCGCGACCCUCAGGGCUUCCUCGGAUCCGGAAUCGCCAUAGACAAGGCGCGCGAGGUCGUCUCGAGUAUCUGGGACGAAGCUAACUCCGAUUCAUCUACGGAGAGUAGUACUACUCCGUACUCCAAGUCGACGGACAUGCCGUUCUCAAUCAGCACGAAGCGUGUGUUCGAAGCUGCGGUUGAGUACUCCAGGACUCUGGAGUGUCAGUAUAUCGCUCCCGAGCAUAUAGCCGUUGGACUCUUCACCGUUGAUGACGGGAGCGCCGGGAGAGUACUCAAGAGAUUGGGAGCGAAUAUGAAUCUACUCACAGCAGCAGCGCUGACUAGGCUUAAAGGAGAGAUUGCUAAAGACGGAAGAGAACCGCCUAAAGGGAGCUCUGACGCUUCUGGCAGAGUUGGUGGUCCUGGAAGAACCAAAGAGAAAAGUGUAUUGGAACAGUUCUGUGUGGAUCUUACGGCAAGAGCUGGUGAGGGGCGUAUUGAUCCUGUUAUUGGCAGGGAGAAGGAGGUUCAGAGAGUUAUCCAGAUACUUUGCCGCAGAACUAAAAACAACCCGAUUCUUCUCGGUGAGGCUGGUGUUGGGAAGACUGCCAUUGCUGAAGGACUUGCCAUUAGUAUUGCAGAAGCAAAUGCUCCUGGUUUUCUCUUGACAAAGCGCAUCUUGUCCCUGGAUAUAGGACUGCUAAUGGCUGGUGCGAAGGAAAGGGGAGAACUUGAGUCACGCGUCACUGCUUUGAUAAGCGAAGUUAAAAAAUCAGGUAAGGUCAUUCUCUUCGUAGAUGAAGUGCACACUCUUAUUGGAUCUGGCACCGUCGGAAGAGGAAACAAAGGGUCUGGUCUUGACAUUGCUAAUCUCUUGAAACCACCACUUGGAAGGGGUGAACUUCAGUGUAUUGCAUCCACGACCCUUGAUGAAUUUAGGAGUCAGUUUGAGAAGGACAAAGCACUAGCAAGGAGAUUCCAGCCUGUGUUGAUUGACGAGCCAAGCGAGGAAGACGCGGUGAAGAUUUUGCUUGGCCUUCGUGAAAAAUACGAAGCCCAUCACAACUGCAAAUACACUAUGGAAGCCAUAGAUGCUGCAGUGUACCUUUCAUCGCGAUACAUCGCGGAUAGAUUUCUUCCGGAUAAAGCUAUCGAUCUUAUUGAUGAGGCGGGAAGCAGAGCUCGCAUCGAAGCUUUUAGAAAGAAAAAGGAGGAUGCAAUCUGUAUCCUUUCGAAGCCGCCGGAUGAUUACUGGCAAGAGAUCAGAACUGUUCAGGCCAUGCACGAAGUGGUUCUAUCAAGCAGGCCGAACCAGGAUGAGAGUAAUGCCGUUGCGGACGAGCCUGGUGAACUAGUCGAGGAGUCUUCUCCGCCGCCUGCAGCAGGAAACGAUGAGCCUAUAGAGGUGGGACCUGAUGAUAUUGCAGCGGUUGCAUCGGCUUGGUCUGGAAUUCCAGUUCAACAGAUCACUGCAGAUGAAAGAAUGCUUCUUAUGGGUCUAGAAGAUCAGCUAAGAGGCAGAGUUGUUGGUCAAGACGAGGCUGUAGCUGCCAUAUCUCGAGCUGUGAAGAGGUCACGGGUUGGCUUAAAAGAUCCUGACCGUCCAAUUGCCGCUAUGCUUUUCUGUGGACCAACUGGAGUUGGCAAAACCGAACUCACAAAAGCUUUAGCAGCUAAUUAUUUCGGAUCGGAGGAAUCUAUGCUGAGACUGGACAUGAGUGAGUACAUGGAGCGUCAUACCGUGAGCAAGUUGAUAGGCUCUCCUCCAGGAUAUGUUGGUUUUGAAGAAGGUGGAAUGCUAACUGAAGCUAUCAGGAGACGUCCUUUUACAGUGGUUUUGUUCGACGAGAUAGAGAAAGCCCAUCCUGAUAUUUUCAAUAUUCUUCUCCAGCUGUUCGAAGACGGCCAUCUCACCGAUUCACAGGGAAGGAGAGUAUCUUUCAAGAACGCACUGAUCAUAAUGACCUCUAACGUUGGAUCAUCAGCCAUUGCCAAGGGAAGACAAAGGCAAAUAGGUUUUAUCCUCGACGAUAACGAAGAGGAAGCAUCUUACGCAGGAAUGAAAGCUUUGGUAGUCGAAGAACUCAAGAACUACUUCCGUCCAGAGCUCUUGAACCGGAUAGACGAAAUCGUCAUCUUCAGACAGCUCGAGCAAGCUCAGAUGAUGGAGAUCCUGAACCUGAUGUUACAAGACUUGAAGUCGAGGCUUGUGGCACUUGGAGUCGGUUUAGAGGUGUCUGAACCUGUCAAAGAGCUUAUAUGCAGACAAGGCUAUGAUCCGGCCUACGGUGCACGACCACUGCGUAGAACCGUCACAGAGAUUGUGGAAGAUCCACUCAGCGAAGCCUUUCUUGCUGGGAGCUUCAAGCCCGGUGACACGGCAUUUGUGGUUCUCGAUGAUACUGGAAACCCUUCGGUUCGGACCAAACCAGAUUCUUACAGUGUACGAGUUACCGACAAGACAUCAAUCGCAUAGAUUUCACCAUUGGAGGAUUGUAUAUAAAGAUUCUUUGGUUAUACUCACUCGUCUUGUACGUGAAUCUCAAUUGCUUAUUGCAAACAUGUGUAUAUAUAUAAAGAUACAUAGUGAUUAGUGCGUGAGGUAAUUGUAAUAGCUUUAUGUAUUUCUUACUCGAAUUAUAUUAAUACCACAUUAUCAAAUUAUUAAUA